AUGUCCUUGAGCGGGGGUGACAACACGCAGCACUUUCACAAGUACCCCUAUCCGCACUACCACAUCUACUACAACCGACCGGCGGUGUCGGUCCUCGAUGAGCAGACGGCUUCGGCCAUCGGCGGCGGCUUUGGAAGUCGGGACCCGGUUGCCCCGUUGGCUCCUUUGGCGCCCUCCAUCCCCAAAACCUCAGACUCGAUAACGGACGGCGAUGACACCACCGAGGAUGAUGGUAUCUAUGAUUCGCCAAACGCUUACUUUGAGUUUACCAAUCCCAAUGGCGGUGGAGGUGAUGAUGGUGGUGGAUCAGAUGCAGAGGGACAAGACGACGAUGGAGAGGGUGGUGAUGAGGGAGGUGAUGGAGGUGGUGGAGGUGGAGGGGGUGACGGGGGUGACAACGCCGACGGCGAUGACGAUGAAGGCGAUGCUGAUGAUGAAAACGUCGGCUUGGCAGCCUCGCCGGCUGAAAGUGUCACCAGGCCGACGCAGACCACUCCCAGUGCUGCUGCGGCGGCCUCUUCAAACUCAGCCACCGUGUCGGGCAAGUUCGAAAACGGGGACGGAAAGAAGAAGCCGAAAAAGUACAGCUACAACUACUUCCAACGAGAGGAGCCCGAUCGAACGGAGGAACGCGAUGACAUUUACGAUGGGGGCGACGAUGGUGAUGGUGACGAGGACGGCGGCGAGGAUGGCUUCUCCAAGAGUCGACCGCAAGGACGCGCCAGCAGCCGCUCGAUGAAGUUCAACGUCGACCCGAUGCCUUCCAGGCGGUCAUCUUCAAAGUCCUCACUGAUGGCCGACCCGGGCGACUACCUGAUCAACUACGGGUCGGGCACCUUCAAGGAAUACGACCACGAGUACGACUCGGACAAGGACAAGCGGCUGAAGAAGAAGGACAAGGACAACUACGACCGGCGAGGCGGAACGGGCUACGGCCAUGGCGGCGGCAACCAUGACGACCACCAGGCGGAAAAUGACGAUGGCCAGGAUGACGAGGAUGACGGCAGCUACGAGGGUGAUAAUGGAGAUAAUCAUGGUGGAGGCGAUGGCCACUACCAGGAUGAUCAUGGCGGCCACGGAGGAGGAGAUGGCGGCGGUGACCAGGGCAGCUAUGGAGAUGAUUUCGAUUUCUAA
Messenger RNA from Rhagoletis zephyria (snowberry fruit fly), 1134 nucleotides. Its product is annotated as protein qua-1-like. NCBI's taxonomy places the organism in Eukaryota, Metazoa, Arthropoda, Insecta, Diptera, Tephritidae. The record is from RefSeq and is a predicted model, not a curated record.